Molecule: messenger RNA, 1294 nt
Organism: Bolinopsis microptera
Lineage: Eukaryota; Metazoa; Ctenophora; Tentaculata; Lobata; Bolinopsidae
Product: spermatogenesis-associated protein 4-like
Exons: 7
Coding region: 20-877 (285 amino acids)
Biological process (GO): regulation of cytoskeleton organization
Cellular component (GO): axoneme
Molecular function (GO): microtubule binding
Source: RefSeq, a predicted model, not a curated record
CUAUUACAUUUAUUGAGCUAUGAACGCACUGCCCAGGGAAGUGCUGAAAUGGCUUCAAAGUCUUGAUCUAUCCAUCAGCGUUAAGAAUCCCAAAUGGGAUUUUUCAAACGGAUAUUUGGUCGCUGAGAUUUUAUCAUGGUACCAUCCUAAAGAAAUCAAGAUCCACUGCUUCAACAAUGGAACAUCAAUCCAGAGUAAACUAUUGAACUGGAAUUUGCUCGAAACUUUUUUCAAAAAUAAAAACUAUGCAAUUGACCGAGAUGUAAUGGAAGGAACGAUACACUGUAAAAGUGCAGCAGCUGAGGUUCUAGUUGAACAACUUUACACCACCCUCACUAACAGGCCUACUUACAGACUUACUCCACGGAACCAAACAUUUAACGAUCUAUCUUAUCAGUCGAAGUUACCAUUACACGCAAGAGCAACAGCUUCGACAGCAAUAAAGAACAAUCUAGCAAACACAGAACUGGAAACGGGACCUGAUACCAGCCAUCUGAUGAGCAAGACUCAACACAUCAUAUCUUUACACCAGCAACACAGACAGAGCCAACGUCUGCAGGAUCCAGAUAGGUUUGGAAUAAAACCAACGUUAGGGGAAAUCAGGCCGAAAAUGAAGCCUGAAAGCAGUCAAAAUGACCGCAAUGGAAUAUGUCAGUCGAAGCAAGGGCGCAAAAGUCGUCCAGUGUCCGCUAACAGGGUGCCAGAAAAUGUUCAGUUUGCUGAAAUAAAGGUGAAACAAAGUGGCAGAGAUCUCCCUGCCAGCAGUAUGGAUCAGAUCAAAGGGCAGAUUCACAACGAUAUGUUUGGCACCUAUCAGCCGACAAUAAAGCUAGGCGAGAGUACCGGGUACUCGGCAGUGGCUCAGCAUUCCAGAUGAGGAUGAAGAGGAUAGAGCAUUCUUGAAAUAUAUGCGACUUGAGGACGAAGAAUUCCAUUUAGGCCAUGACUUUUUAGUGGAAUUUUAAAGGAUUACACGAAUGUUAGUUUUUAUCAAAGUUUGAUGCUUUAUUAAUGCUAGUAGUUCAUUGGAUUUUAUUCUGUCAGAAACAGGAAUUUUAAGAAGAUCAGUCUUGAAGAACUUGAUUUAUCUGAAAUAAUAUAGAUUACGAAGACCAUUAAUGACUUGGAAAGUCUGAUUAUCUUAUCACAAUAUCAAAUAAGGGACCCUUUUUCUGCUUGAACUCUUUGCUUUUUUGCAAAGGAAUAUUCAAAUUGAUAUUAAAUGUAAAUGUUGUACUAUUUUCGUUACCACUAGGUUGAUGAUAAUGAUAUCUAAUUAUAAUUUCUUUAAUUC